Messenger RNA from Calliphora vicina (urban bluebottle blowfly), 1432 nucleotides. RefSeq names its product Amalgam (gene Ama). Lineage: Eukaryota; Metazoa; Arthropoda; Insecta; Diptera; Calliphoridae. Gene Ontology annotation, cellular component: neuron projection. The record is from RefSeq and is a predicted model, not a curated record. The transcript has a single exon. Bases 141 to 1163 code for a protein of 340 amino acids.
UUCUUGGCUUAAGUGCGAUCGAAGUCAGUGAUCAGUAGUGAUUUGUAAGCGUACAAGGCAACUCUAAAACGCAAUAUUAAGUGCAUAAAUAUUUAUUUUAAGAGCCGAGCAGAUAUCAAGGGUGUUGUUUCUCAAGUGCAAUGAAAUUCUUAAAUAUUUAUCUAAUACUCGUGGCAAGUAUAGCGUUGACUUAUAACACAAUAGUGGAAGCUGCAGCGACCCCAGCCACACCAGUAAUCAGUGAUAUAACCAAAGAUGUAGUGGCCAGUGUGGAGGAAGAUGUAGAGUUCAAUUGUACUAUACAAAAUGUGGGUCGCAUGUCUGUGAGUUGGGCCAAACGCGAUAGUGAAUCGGGUGCCGGUUCAGUGGUCCUCUCCAUGCGCAGCAUACUCAGUUUAAGUGAUCCUCGUUACACGAUUGUUGAAACAAAGGAUGACAAGACGGAUACAGCCACUUAUACAUUUAAGAUAACAAAAUUAGAAGCUGCUGAUAUGGGUUCUUAUGAAUGUCAAGUAAUUCUUACGGCUACCGAUAAGAUUACCAAGAAACUGAACUUGUCCAUCAAACAUCCGGCAAUUAUAUCGGAAGAACACACCCCCAAGUCAAUGGAGGUGACUGAGGGACAAAAUCUUGAAAUCACUUGUCAUGCUGAUGGUUUUCCUGCACCUACCUUCUCCUGGGAGCGUGAAGAUAAAGCAAUAAUGCCUGCUGGAGGACACACUUUAACUGGUCCCACCCUGCGCAUAAAGGAAGCUCAUCGUUUAGAUCGUGGCGGCUACUAUUGCAUUGCUAACAAUGGAGUGGGUCAACCAGAUCGCCGUCUCAUACGUAUUGAGGUGGAAUUUAGACCACAAAUUGCUGUCCAAAGGCCCAAAAUUGCUCAAUCGCUUAGUCAUGCCGCCGAAAUGGAGUGCAUAGUUCAGGCAUAUCCAGCACCCGCGGUAUUUUGGUAUCGCAAUGGCUCUAAACUACAAUCUGAUUCCCGUUUUGAGAUCUCCAAUACGGCAUCUUCGCAUGAGACUACAACUUCCGUGUUGCGUGUUGCCAGCAUCAAUGAAUUGGAUUUCGGUGACUACUAUUGCAAUGCAACCAACAAAUUAGGACAUGCUGAUGCCAGACUUCAUCUCUUCCAGCCUGUCAUACCAGUGCCAUCAACAUUUUAAUUUAAAUUCAUUAUUCAAUGUCUGACUGACUACAAUAAGAACAAUAAAAAAUAAAAUAAUAAUAAUAACAGUAACAGUAACAACAAAAAUAUCAGCAACAACAGCCACGAUAAACAAAAAUUGUUUGACAAGUCGCCGACUUAAAUUCUCUUUGUGUUCGUUCAUAAAACCACAUACAAUCAACAAAGACUGUACACGAAGUAGUUUUCUUUUACAAUCUUAAUAAAUAAAAUAAAUAGUUUUAUUCUAAAUUAAAAACCAUAAGAUAA